This is a messenger RNA of Fusarium keratoplasticum, 1845 nucleotides long. RefSeq lists its product as uncharacterized. The transcript has a single exon. The record is from RefSeq and is a predicted model, not a curated record. Bases 1 to 1845 code for a protein of 614 amino acids. Lineage: Eukaryota; Fungi; Ascomycota; Sordariomycetes; Hypocreales; Nectriaceae. Gene Ontology annotation, cellular component: nucleus.
AUGGCCUCGGACGCCUCCGCCUUCACCGCGACCGACGCCCCGCCCGCAACGCGCUCAGAAGCGACCCCUCCCGCCGUCAUCCCUUCAGACGACGCAGUCAGGUUGCUCAAGCGGCCUCGCUCACCUUCUCCUGCAUCGCCGCGAUCCCUCGCCCUCCAGUCCCAGGGCCUUUUGGCCCUUGGCUCCCCGACAAAGUCGGCUCGGCUGGCCCUCGCGUCCAGCAUCUCCCCGACGCCCUUGACAGCCGCAGCAGCUCUCGAGGACGAGCGCCGGCGACGCGAAGGCACCGAUUACGACGACGGGGCUCGAAUUCCUGCCCCGACGAGCGACAACCCUAGCCACAAGGCUCUCGCUUCCCUAAUGUCCGGUGCUGUUCAAGCCAUGAGCCGCCCUGUUGACGCGCCCCCAGCUGCGCCAACAGCGGCCAUGGAUGCUUCUCCAAAGGCUCCAAAUCCCGUGUCGCUGGCGCAAAACGCGACUAGCCAGGUUGAAGAGCGUAGUGCGACAAGUCCGCAGAGCGCUGCUAGUGUUGUCGGUGUUCCAGUGACUGAAAGUCCCACUCCAAUGGACGUUGACGCACCCAAGCUUGAGCAACAUCACCAACAGUCGUCGCAACAGGUUGUUGGCCAAGAAGAGAGACACCAACCAGGCUCGUUAUCAUAUCCAGGGUCGCUCCAGGCCACGGGUAACCUGGCGGAAACUCCUGCUAGAGGAAUGAGCUUCCCCAUGCCGGGGCAGGGCCAGACAUCACCCACGUCAUCCGCUUCCAAGAAGCAUAAAUGCCCCUACUGCAACACCGAGUUUACGCGCCACCACAACCUCAAAAGUCACCUCUUGACACACAGCCAGGAGAAACCGUACGUUUGUACCGAGUGUCAGAUGCGGUUUCGCCGGCUUCAUGACUUGAAGCGCCACGGGAAGCUGCAUACGGGUGAGAAGCCUCACGUCUGUCCCAAGUGUGACCGCAAGUUUGCUCGUGGUGAUGCUCUGGCUCGUCACUCCAAGGGUGCUGGUGGUUGUGCUGGACGACGGUCAAGCAUGGGCAGCUUUGUUGAUGAUAAUGAUCUGGAGAACAGCAUUGCCGAAGCUGAUGAGUCGGCCAUGUCUGGCCUCGCUUACGAUAAUGCAGAGGAUGAUGAACUGAGGCGACAAAGUCUGCCUAGCAUCACGACCCAGCACGUUGCUGGAGCUCAAGGUGACGGCUAUGGUGCGCAUGCCCGGACUUACCCGCCGCCUGGCGCGCGACCGGGCUCGGGAGGGCUUUUCCCUCCGAACGUGAGCCAGCAGCAAAACCAAGCGGGCUCCAAUGCCUCACAGAAUGUGGCCAACAAUUUGGCCGCCCAUACAGCCAGCACCAACAUCUCGCCGUUGCCCGUUACGGCGGCCAACGCAAACAUGUAUUCACAGACGGGGAUUACAGAGAGUCCCAAGCCUUUGAGCCCUGGAGUUCAAGGUCACGAUGGCAACAACCUGGUGCGGCAGCGCUCGCCCAGCUUGACGCAGCAGCUUCAGCAACAGCAGUUUGGACGCCGGACAUCGGACCUACAAUCGCCUCACAGCACGCAGCCUCGGCCCAAGCUUCCCGGGCUGUCGCAUCCUGAAUUUGCCGCGCCCGGCUCCGCCGGCUUCUCCCACACCCGGAGCGGGAGCGGCGCGGCGCCCACCAACGAGAGCAACAUGUUCGCACAGAGCGACCCUAGUGUCUGGGCUUAUAUCCAAACACUGGAGGAAAGGGUUAAGACUCUGACGGAUAAGGUUACUACUCUGGAUCAUGUGGUGGCAGACUUGAAGCAACAAAUGGAGACACGCGACGCCGCGGCAGCAACAGCGGCGGUCAAGGCGUAG